AACAUCGGCCCCGAGAAGAGAGAACAAAGAUAAACCCUAAAACACAAAAUCAUAGCUGAGCAGGGGUCGAUACUGUGAUUACACCUCUUGGGUUCCCUAUUUCAAAGACGCCUUGUGAAUUUUGAUUCUGAAAGAUAAAAUUUGGGAUACAGUGUGUUUCGGGAAAAGAUUUUGGGAUUCUCCGAGUUCAGCUAAUUUUUAUACCCAUUGGAGCAAGAAGUGAAGAAGAGACUGAGGAUUCCCAAUCUUGCCGGAUACAGUUAUUCCAGUUUUCUGAAUUACAAUCACAGUUGAGAGUGAAACGGAUAGAGAGAUGGGGGAGACAGAUGGGAGUGGUGGAAAUGGGGAUUUGGCAGGAGAGAUGGAAGUUGAUGCUUUCAGGAGACUAUUUCCUCUUCGAUACUAUGAGCGUCAUCUCCUUGAGUCUGUACGUCCUGAUGCCAGGCCUCUUGGAACAUCUAGGACUACAUCUGUCUCUCUUGGGGCAGUUUCAUCAGCUGAUGGCUCAGCCUUGGUUAAGAUUGGAUCCACCAUCAUGUUGGCUGCUGUCAAAAUGGAAGUCAUGACACCAUCAUCUGACUCGCCUGAUGAGGGCUGCCUAGCUAUUGAGUUCCACAUGCCUCCGGUUUGUUCUCCACUUGUUAGGCCUGGUCGACCUGCUGAGCCGGCACCUGUUAUUUCCAAACAACUCUCUGACGUUGUGUUAAGUUCUGGAAUGAUCAAUUUGAAGGAACUAUCCUUAAUCAGUGGAAAGGCAGCAUGGAUGGCUUACCUGGACAUAUACUGUUUGGAUGCAGAUGGUUCGCUUUUUGAUGCUGCUCUACUUUCAGCAGUUGCUGCAUUGUCUAGUUUGUGUAUCCCUGAGGUGUCUGUCAAUAAUGAGGGAAGAGUAAUUACUUUGUCUGCUGGAAACAAGGAUAAGAAGACAGUGAAAGAGCCACUCAAUAAAGAAAAGCGGAAGCUCACUCUGAGUUGCAUUCCAUUUUCAUUGACAUGCAUUCUUCACAAGAAAUAUAUCUUGGCAGAUCCUAAUUCAGAGGAAGAAUCUAUCAUGGAAACUCUUGUGACUGUGGUGUUGGAUUCAUCCAAUAGGCUUAUCUCUCUGUUCAAACCUGGUGGACCGUUUCUCGCCUCCACAUCGGUAGUUCAGGGUUGCAUUGCACUUACAAAGGAUAGAGUGAAGGAGCUCCAGAAAAUUCUGAAUGAAGCCAUUACAGAUAUGGAAGUCGAUUAGAUUCAGUUACAUAGAGACGAAGAAGAAAAAAAAGGAUGUGGUGAAGACGUGAUGAAUAGUCAGAGAGAAUCCUCUUAUUAGCAGGCAACAGUUUUGGCUUUCAUAUAAUGUAAAUUUUGGUUCUGUUUUACGUCAUUGCCUGAAGUGCGGUACUAUUUGGUUUAUUAACUUAAUUAAACAUCGGGAGGCGAAUGUUGAUUGUCAUGUUUGAUUAACUUUGUGUAGGAAGCAAUGUAAACAGAUUAUUUGUUGUUCCAAUUUUGCCAAGUAUAUUUAUCUCACUACUUCAGCAUGUGGUGCUCUAGUUUUACAUGUUUCUUGGAUUUUGGCCUUUUGGGCAUGCAUCAACAGAAGAAACUUAGACAAGUGAGUAUAAGUUUAUUCUUCACACCUGGUGAUAUCUCCCAAGAAGAAUGAAUCUCAAUCAGGUUUGAAAAUGUGGGGUCGAAUAAUUUUUGACAUUUACGACCAAGAUUAUUGGGGAAGAAACCUAGGAAUUUUCCUGGGUGCUGUAGAACCACUCUUUUUCUUUCAUUGCUUGUAUUAGUUGACGGCCCCUUAUCAGGAUCUCCAAUUCAGAACACUUCAUGUAAUGACAGAGAGAGAAUUGCACUUACUACUUAUGAGCCUCUAGCUAUCAUGGAUUCUCUUCAAACCUUUUCUUCUUCUUCUUUGCCAUUAUAUUCCCUGAAACACAAAACUCAUACUAGAUAUAACCUAAAUUAUUCUCCAUUGCGGUGCCAUUCGUUGAAGGAGAGUAUUGAAGAUCUGAAACCGAAUUAUGAGCUCGGAGCUCUCGAUGUCUUGUUACUCAAUUUAUUUCGCAACAAAAUGGUUAAGGUGAGUGUUGAUGUAAUGUGAAUUGUGUAUGAAUGUGGUUGUGAAUAUGAUAAGAAUUGAGCGUGAGUUGAAUAGGAGGUUGGAUGGGACUCAAGUAAGCCUGGAUAUGAAGGACUCAUUGAAGUUGCGAAUCAUCUCAUGAACGGUCGAAGCAAUUCAGAAACCGAAAAGGCAUCGGUUAGUAUAUUAAAUUCAUUGUUCCCAUCAUUUUUGUUGCCGCUUUUCCGAAUGCUCAUAGCACCUGUUGCAGGGGGUAAAGUGGCUGCUAUUAUGGUUGGUGAGAACUAAAUCCAACAUUUUCGAGAGCAUUGCCAGAAUUUUUCAUACUCCCUCCGUCUCUACCUGCCUAUCUUUUAGAGACGGAGGUAGUAUAUUUUUUCCCCUAUUUUGUAAGUUCACUAGAAUUUAUCAUGUUUUUGCUACUGUUGUUGAAGCAAGGGUGACUGCAUUAUCCUGUCAAUGGCUAAUGGGGCGAUGCACCGUUAACUCUGUUGAUCUUCCUGAUGGACUCUUUGGAUAGUGGGGUUAGAGUAAUUUUGUUUCACUUCAAAUUCCACAAAUUACAUUCUAAUACCUGACACCUUCAUUUUAUGAUAAUAAACAUUUGAAAUAGGUACUGGUUGAAAGGUGCAAGUAUCUGGAAGAAAGCAAAUGCUUGGGUAUUUGCAUCAAUACAUGUAAACUUCCAACACAGACUUUCAUCAAAGACUACAUGGGUGUUCCUUUGAUGAUGGAACCAAACUAUACUGAUUAUAGCUGUCAGUUCAAAUUUGGGAUACUUCCUCCUAUGCCUUCAGAGGAUAAGAAGCUACUGGAACCUUGUUUGGAAAUAUGCCCAAAUGCAACACGCCGUA
Molecule: messenger RNA, 2928 nt
Organism: Papaver somniferum (opium poppy)
Lineage: Eukaryota; Viridiplantae; Streptophyta; Magnoliopsida; Ranunculales; Papaveraceae
Product: exosome complex component RRP43-like
Exons: 13
Coding region: 314-1234 (306 amino acids)
Biological process (GO): TRAMP-dependent tRNA surveillance pathway; U5 snRNA 3'-end processing; U1 snRNA 3'-end processing
Cellular component (GO): nuclear exosome (RNase complex); cytoplasmic exosome (RNase complex)
Source: RefSeq, a predicted model, not a curated record